Messenger RNA from Cyphomyrmex costatus, 441 nucleotides. RefSeq lists its product as uncharacterized. Bases 1 to 441 code for a protein of 146 amino acids. The transcript is spliced from 4 exons. NCBI's taxonomy places the organism in Eukaryota, Metazoa, Arthropoda, Insecta, Hymenoptera, Formicidae. The record is from RefSeq and is a predicted model, not a curated record.
AUGAUGGUCCAUUUUUCACACGAUAUGUGGGAAAAUAACCGAGCUGAUGGAAAAAGUAAGCUUAAAAUAAAUGCUGUGCCGACAAUAUUCGGAAGUGAAGCAAAGAUGAUCAAGAGUUACCACAAAAAUGUCAGAUCUGCUUUACGAAAUGAUGAUGCUAGACCUGCUUCACGAAAUGAUGAUGCUAGACCUGCUUCACGAAAUGAUGAUGCUAGACCUGCUUCACAGAAUGAUGAGAUGGGUUAUGUUCAUGAAGAUGAUCUAUCAGUACAAAAUGAAAAAAGAAAUAAUGAUUGUGAGAAUGAAUUGCAAGUAGCCCGAAUAAAAUUAAGAGUAAGAUUAAGAGUAACGGAUAUAGAAAUAGAACUUAAACUAGAGUUAGUGGAUAUGGAAUUGGAAUUGGAAUCAGAGAAGAAUUCGGAUAUAAGAUCUGAGCUCUAA